AUGGAAGUUGAGGAAGAGGAGCAUAAAACGGAGGAUGAGUCGGUGUUGGAGGGGGCGGAAGAUGGGGAGAAUAAAGACGAGAAGAGGGAGGAAGAGAAGAAUAAAAAGAACAACUAUAAAAAGGAGGAGAAUCAGCGGAGGGAGGCUGACGAAGAAGCGGAGAACGAGUCGGAGUUGAAGGGCUCGCAACAGGAAAUCAAAUGGGAGAAGAACAAAAAAGAGGGUGAGGAAAACGGGAAGGAAGAGGCUGAGUUCAAGCACGUGCAUGCUAACGAGUUAGAAAAACGUGAACGAGGGGAAGAGGAAAGUGUCAAGGCAGCAUGGGAUGAUAAAGGAGGGUUUCAGACCGUGGUGCUAACGGCAGUCCCAAUUCAGAAUAAUGCGGUCAAAUGUCGGACCGGCAUGGAAAGGUCGCCGCCGCCACCGUUUUAG
Molecule: messenger RNA, 432 nt
Organism: Dibothriocephalus latus
Lineage: Eukaryota; Metazoa; Platyhelminthes; Cestoda; Diphyllobothriidea; Diphyllobothriidae
Source: the annotation of a GenBank genome assembly